This is a messenger RNA of Stomoxys calcitrans (stable fly), 1887 nucleotides long. Its product is annotated as transcription factor grauzone. Gene Ontology annotation, cellular component: nucleus. Bases 107 to 1831 code for a protein of 574 amino acids. Gene Ontology annotation, molecular function: zinc ion binding. NCBI's taxonomy places the organism in Eukaryota, Metazoa, Arthropoda, Insecta, Diptera, Muscidae. The record is from RefSeq and is a predicted model, not a curated record. The transcript has 2 exons.
ACAUUAUACAUAUGUAAGAAGAAGAAGAAAAUAUAAUUUUACUUUACUGUUUUAUUCGGAAAAACAUAAUUAUUAACAAAAAAUUAAAUCUAUCGCAAAUGUAAUAAUGAAAAACUCGAUUCUAUGUCGCUUGUGUGUGGAGAUGUGCAAUGAUUGUAAAAAGCUUUUUGACGAAAACGGCAGUAGUACGGAUGUGUAUGAAACCACAGUAAAAUUUUUCGAUCCAAUGAUAUUACAUUUGGAACACGAAAAACCGCUUGCGGAAGAAAAACAACCCGUCAUUUGCCUUCAAUGCUGGCGUCAUAUCAGCGACUUCUAUCGUUUCCAACAGUCUGUACUUCUGGCUCAAGCAAAAUUUCCCGUUGAUAUUAAACAAAUUGACACAGAGAUAAAAACGGAAGAUGAAUUUCUAUUUGAGGCGACAGAAGAACUACCCACGGGGGACGACAUUAUCAACGAUUGCAUAUCCAAUGUUGAAAUUAACGUUGGAGAUGACAAAAAUGAGAUGGCAUUGCUGGAUGCAGACUUUUUUGAUGAACAUAACGAAAAUCAGUUUAGCUCAGAUGACGAGAAACCUCUACUAGAGUGUAUUAACAAAGCCAGAAAAAAUAAAUCUAACCAGAAGCAGAAAGUGAAUAAUGCAACAGCAGAUGCAUCUGAUAAUAGCGUUCCCAAGAAACGAGGUAGAAAACCGAAGAGUGAGACAAAGAAAACAAAAUCGAAAUCCAAGACAAAACAGAUUGAUGAACCGGCUAAGAAUUGUGGAGGAGAUAUUGUCCAGGAAGAAUGUGAUAGCGAUGACUUUGAGUCGGGAAAAAUAUUUAAAAAUGGUAUAAAUUCAAGACAGAGGUCUAAGGAAAUAGAUGAUUUUAUAGCUCAGUGGAAACAGGAUUUGGAGUGUGUAGUUUGCAGCAAGACGUACCCAAAUUUAACAUUAUUGCGCAAGCAUUUUCGAGAAGAACAUCCAAAAGAAAAGUGUUAUAUUUUAUGCUGCCAACGGAAACUACGACACCGUUUCCACAUAGAGGAGCACAUACGUUAUCACAUUGAUCCGACAGCUUUUAAAUGCGACGAAUGUGGAAAAUGUUGUACAACUAGUAGGAAUUUAAAUAGUCAUAAGAUGGAAAAGCACACAGAAGAGGGUCAACAACGUUCUUUCGAAUGUCCUAUAUGCCAGAAGCGCUUUGCGAAAAAAACUGUUCUAAAAUGCCAUAUUGAAACCCACAAGACAGGCACAGACUACGUGUGUGGUGAAUGUGGAAAGGGAUUUCCAACAGAACAACGACGUAAGGUACAUGAACGAACUGUACAUAAUGUCGAUAGGGUUUGUGAACAAUGCGGCAAGACUAUACAUGGGAUUUAUGCCCUUAAACAGCAUUUGCUGGAACAUGCUGGUAUUCAGAAGCCUAAAUGGCCUUGUGACAUUUGCAAUGCACAGCUUUAUUCACAUUCCAGUCUUAAGCGCCACAAACAAGUGGCACAUCACGACGGCAGUACUGUGUACGUUUGUGGUGAGUGUGGAAAAAUUGCUGCCACAGAAACAGCGUUGCGAAGCCAUAAGAAAUACGUACAUCAAGCAGAACGUAAGCAUAAAUGUACCAUAUGUGAUAAAGCAUUUAAAGUCGCCGUUGUUUUACGUGAGCAUAUGGCCACCCACACUGGGGAAGACCUUUAUACUUGUCCCCAUUGUCCAAGAACUUUUAAGGUAAGCUCCAAUAUGCAUCAUCAUAGGAAAAAAGCCCAUCCCAAGGAAUGGGCCGAGGGAAGAUUGAAUCGUCCAAUAGUGGCUAAGGUUGACGUUAAUCAAGUAUCAAAUGAAGUUGUUUUAUAAGUUGGACAUUUUCAAUAAACCUCUGCAUCAAUACAAUGAUGAAAUAUACUAAGAAA